Messenger RNA from Mobula hypostoma (lesser devil ray), 2024 nucleotides. RefSeq names its product cilia and flagella associated protein 418 (gene cfap418). The record is from RefSeq and is a predicted model, not a curated record. The transcript is spliced from 6 exons. Lineage: Eukaryota; Metazoa; Chordata; Chondrichthyes; Myliobatiformes; Myliobatidae. Gene Ontology annotation, cellular component: cytosol. The coding region runs from base 7 to 606 and encodes 199 amino acids.
GCCGCGAUGGCGGACGACCUGGAUGAGCUGCUGGACGAAGUGGAGCUGCGGUUCUGCAGAGGCGGCUCUGCGGCGGCGGGGGCGGGCCGCGAGGGGGAGGAGAGGACGGGCGGAAGCCCGGGCAAGGAGGUGAAAAUCAGCUCACCUUCAGAUGAAACUUUCCAGGAAGAAGAUGAUUUAAAUGAUCUUAUUAACGAUAUUUUUUAUGAUGAUCCAAGUAUAUCAGACCUUUCUAUGUCAAGCCCAGGAGCAGUAACAAAUUGUGUAGGUCAGAGGGCCAAAGUUACAAAGUGUUCCCCAGUUUAUCUGGGUGGUAGCUCUGCGCCCCUCGGACUGGGUACUAAUACUUCUCACAGAACCUGUGACCAACUCCGCUGUACUACCUGUGACUUCAGGGUGGUAAUACUUGAUAACUAUGAAUGGAGCAAGUCGUGUGACUACCUUUUUUUCAGAAACAACAUACCUGACAUAAAUAAACUGAAAACAAAGGCGUUACGUAAGAGAGGUGUGCGAGCUUAUGCCUGCCAGUGUAGCUGGAGAUCCAUCCAGAACCUGACUGACCUCAAGGAAGAGCAACAACUUCGAUGGGUCUGUGGCAAACAUUAAGGCUCAUCUGCGUUGGUCUUGCCCAUUCUCCAGCAGACUGAUAUUGUGGAGACUGUUCCAAUGCAUUACCUGAAGUAAUACUGGGGCAUAAGCAGCAGACAGCAACUCACCAGAGUUCCCUGCCCUGGGCCAUUCCUUCACGUUGUCUGCAGGUGUAGUUCAUCGAAGAGCCUUCCUCUCCCAGGGAAGAGGUCUUUGGAGCUUCUGUUGGCGUUUCUGUGGCUCUGGGUUUUUACAGGGUGGGGUUGCUAGCCUCUUUGUCCAACACCCCAACACCCCUCUUUUCACAGCUGGGCUUGGAGGUAAUACCACAUAUACAGAAUUUUUACUAAACACAAGACAAGCUACAGCAGUUUUAGCAGAAUUCAGUUUUUCCCAAUGUUUGAUGUUCGGGAGUGGCUCUUUGGCUAGAUGGAGUCAAGCUAAACUGCUCAAUAUCAAUUUUACAGUCAAACCAUUGUGAUAUAUCUUGUCAUGCAAAACUAGAAUUGACCCUGUUUCGUGCCAGAAAGUGAAAUAAAACUGACAUCAUGGAGACGUAAUUGAAAAUGCCACAGUAGCAUAGCAAUUAGCACAACACCAUUUUACAGCUCAGGGCAUCAGAGUUUGCAGUUCAAUUCUAGCGUCCUCUGCAUACAAGUCUGUAUGUUCCUUCACGUGUGCGUGUGGGUUUCCUCUCCCGGUUCUCCGGUUUCCUCCCACAGUCCAAAGUCAUAGCACUUAGUAGGUUAAUUGGUCAUUGUAAAUUGCCGGGGUUAAAUCAAUGGUUUGUUGGAGGUAGGGCUCGAAGGGCCCAUUCCACGCCGAGUCUUUAAAUAAAAUUUUCAAUUGAAUUCAUGUCAUUCUGCAUUUAAUCCCUUUACUACAAGAUCUACUAACGUUGCCUUUAAUGAUUGAAGAUUAUGGGAUGUUUAUGUAAUUUUUCAUGGUUGAUCAUGGUGGAAGUUGUCUUCACCACAAGGACUGCGACAGUUUAAUCCAGUGACUCACUGUCUGUUCUAUAAUGCAAUAAGGAACGAGCAAUUUGUUUGGAACAUUGGAGAUGGAUUUCCUCCGAUGGAUUGGAUUUGCUGAAUAUUAUACAGCCAUUGUAAUGGUAAAAAGCUGUAGUCAACCCCAAGAGUACAUUUAUGAUUUUGGGGAAUUACUCAAAUUGGCAAGCUUAAGUUUAAAACAGUGUUCCACAGGGAAAGAGAAAAUGUUUUUAAAAUCACCAUUCUUCAGUCAGGAAGAGAUUUAUUGAGUUUAUUAAAUAUUCUGGAUUAGAACCUCUGGCAUCAAAAUUCUUAAACACUGGAUAAAGAAGUGCGGGAGUUCCAUUUUAUGUUCUAGUUUAUAUAACUUGUUUGAUAGUUUUUCAUUUUUCGUUAUGUUCCCUGCUAUGUAUUUGGUCAAGUAUGUAAAUAAAGUUGAAUUUU